AUGACACAAGGGUGUAAGCCUCCACUGAUGCACUGGCUUGAACCUAACAAGUCCAUCUCCAAGCAAAUGAAAUCUCAUCCACCAUACACCAUGUGCUUUAGAGUGAAAUUCUACCCACAUGAACCCUUGAAGAUUAAAGAAGAGCUCACAAGGUAUCUUUUGUACCUGCAAAUUAAAAGAGAUAUUUUCCAUGGUCGACUGCUCUGCUCCUUUUCAGAUGCUGCCUACCUGGGUGCCUGUAUCGUUCAAGCUGAGCUCGGUGAUUACGAUCCUGAUGAGCAUCCUGAGAAUUACAUCAAUGAGUUUGAGAUUUUCCCUAAGCAGUCACAGAAGCUGGAAAGAAAAAUAGUGGAAAUCCAUAAAAAUGAACUCAG
Molecule: messenger RNA, 374 nt
Organism: Canis lupus familiaris (dog)
Lineage: Eukaryota; Metazoa; Chordata; Mammalia; Carnivora; Canidae
Product: FERM domain-containing protein 3-like
Exons: 5
Cellular component (GO): cytoskeleton
Source: RefSeq, a predicted model, not a curated record